Molecule: messenger RNA, 2737 nt
Organism: Limanda limanda (common dab)
Lineage: Eukaryota; Metazoa; Chordata; Actinopteri; Pleuronectiformes; Pleuronectidae
Gene: gda
Product: guanine deaminase
Exons: 14
Coding region: 73-1437 (454 amino acids)
Biological process (GO): guanine catabolic process
Cellular component (GO): cytosol
Molecular function (GO): zinc ion binding; guanine deaminase activity
Source: RefSeq, a predicted model, not a curated record
CAGCGCAGCUCAAAACCCCAGUGCGCUGCAACAGGGAUCCGACUUCUGGACUCGGGCUGAUCUGCUGAAGGGAUGGCGUACGCUCACAGAUCCACCUCGCAAGCGAUCUCGUACGUCUAUAGGGGAACCUUCAUCCAUUCGACGCAGAAAGCGGCCGUGCAGAUCCUGGAAGACACUCUCCUGGGAGUGGACGCGGAGGGAAAGAUCGCAUUCAUCGGAAAAGGUGACGAGCUUGAAAAGCUGUCUAAGACGUUUGGAUUCAGUCUGUCUGAGGUGACUCAGCUGAAACAACAUGAGUUCUUCAUGCCAGGAAUGGUGGACACCCACAUCCAUGCAUCCCAGUACAGCUACGCAGGUACGGCCCUGGACAUGCCCCUGCUGCAGUGGCUCAAUACCUACACCUUCCCUGUAGAGUCCCGCUUCAAGGAUUUGGACUUUGCCAACCGGGUCUACACACAAGUAGUGAAAAGGACCCUGAGAAACGGAACAACCACUGCAUGUUACUUUGCUACCAUACACAGCGACGCCUCACUUCUGCUGGGUCAGAUUGCAAAUGAUUUUGGACAGCGUGCCUUGGUGGGUAAGGUGUGCAUGGACAGGAACGACGGUGUGAAACACUACAAAGAGACCAUCCAGGAGUCGCAGGAGGAAACCUGUCGGUUCAUUGCAGAGCUUUUAAACAAAAAGUACCCCCUUGUGAAGCCGAUAGUGACUCCUCGCUUUGCAAUAUCCUGCACAGGAGCCUUGCUCGGACAGCUGGGAGAAAUCGCUAAGAAUAACAACCUGCACAUUCAGAGUCAUAUCAGUGAAAACGUUGAGGAGGUGAAGUUCGUAAAGGAGCUGUUUCCUGAAUCAGAGUCGUACACGGAGGUCUAUCACAAACACAACCUGCUCACAGACAAAACAGUGAUGGCGCAUGGCUGCUACCUCACUGAUAAAGAGUUGGAUCGAUUCAGAGAGACGGGAGCCUCUCUGUCUCACUGCCCCAGUUCCAACAUUGCAUUGUGCAGUGGACUGUUAGAUGUCCGCAACGUCCUGAACCACAAAGUGAAGCUGGGGCUGGGAACAGACGUGGCGGGGGGCUACUCGGCCUCUAUGCUGGACGCUGUGAGGAGAGCUUUGGACACAUCCAAAGUCUUGACCGUCCAAGACCCAACGCACAAAACACUCACCUUUGAGGAGGUGUUCAGACUGGCCACACUAGGCGGGAGCCAAGCCUUGUCCUUGGAUGACCAAACAGGGAAUUUUGAGGUGGGCAAAGAUUUCGAUGCCCUGAGGGUGGACCUAGCUGCUCGUGAUGCCCCCAUCGACCUGAUCCAGUGUGAAGAGCCAAAGAUUCUGUUGGAAAAGUUCUUGAAUUUGGGUGACGACCGUAACAUAGUGGAGGUGUUCGUGGCCGGGAGGAUGGUGGUACCUUUCACAAAGCCAGUGGAGUAAAGCUUUUGGAUUCUCUGCACAUUUCCAUCUGUCUCGAAGCUAAAGACACAUCUGAAAGAUAUGAUAUACUGUAUGCAGCAAAGGCACGAUCAACUGGAAACGACAUAUGGAUGCAAACUGGUGUACUUUUUAUUUUAUCUGUAAAGACAAAUAAGUCAAAAAUUAUUAUUCAUGAUAAAUAUUUUAAUGUUAAAUCCAGAGGUUAGAAUAGGAGCGAUUUAUGAGAUAAAGUGAAGGUCAUACAAAUAGUGUUGGUCUGAAAUGUAGACUUAUCCUCAAGAAUUCAAAGUAGUGACUGGUCAGGACAGGGAAUAAGGGAUUUAUCAAGUGCACUUUUUAUGUUAGUUAUUAAAGAGAUAGUUAGUUAGUUGCUCAUUUUUGCAUAAUGAAAUAUAUUUUUAGGUUCUCUUUGUUUAUUUUAACACCAUUGUACACUAACACUUUUUACAUAGACACAUUAUAACCGACGAAGAUCAAACUACUGGGGAUUUAAGCCUGUGUAGAGUAUUAACAAAUACAUAUUUCACUGAUUCAUUGAUUGAAUAAAGUGAAGAAAGAUAUUAGUGUUGGACUAAUGUAGACUGCAAUGAUUACUUACUGUGGGUUCAUGGUCCCAUUUUCAUUCUAGUGUAGCUAGAAAAUGUGUUAUUAUAUUACUGGGAUUGCCUUGAUUUAAAUAGUUAGAGCUGAUUCUGUUUUUUUUCACUGCACACUCCAUUCAAAUGCAUCCACCGAGUGUUUAAAAGGACACAGUACUAGAUUGUGUUAUUUGCAGCGCCCGGUGUCCCUUUUCCGUUUGUUGGUCUGCUCCGUGCAUGAACUGAAACUAGAAUCGUAUCUAACAUUAAGCUGCAUUAACACAUUUCUGAUUUGGUCAAAAUCCACAUCCUGAGUUGACCUUAGGGAAAAGAGAAAUGAGCCUGGCGUCUUAUUGUGAGAGUCACUGACUAUACAUUUUUAUACUAACCUUAUAUUUACAUAUUAAUUCUAAUGGUUUGACCAUUGAGAUGAUUUGAAGGACCAUCUACAUGAAAUACUUAAUAUUUAGUAUUUAUAUUCCUCACUGUCUUAUAAUUGUAAGGAAAUCAAGGGAAAUGAAAUGCACACACUGCUGAGUAUGUUUUUGUCUUGAUAAAUGAGGAUGUAUUUAAGACAAGUUUCCUUUUUUUUUACUGAAAUAUUACUAAUUAUUUUAUUAUCACAAAAUAUAACUGAGACAGAUCAGCAAAUUGUUUAUGUUAAAGAUUCUCUUCAUGCAUCACAUCAUGGGGGAUUGGAAUAAAGAAUACCAACAAGUCUA